This is a messenger RNA of Oryctolagus cuniculus (rabbit), 3471 nucleotides long. The record is from RefSeq and is a predicted model, not a curated record. NCBI's taxonomy places the organism in Eukaryota, Metazoa, Chordata, Mammalia, Lagomorpha, Leporidae.
AUGGACCCCGUGGGGACAACAGGGGCCAGGUCACCAAAGGAGGGGCUCCUGACCCGGGCUCCACCUGGAAGUGACUCGAGGAGACAAGGGCCAGCUGCGGUCACCGUGGGCAGGCGGUGCCCCUUCCCCCGCGAUAAACACUUGCCCCUGAGCUGGCCUGACGCCCUCACCCCUGCGCAUCCCGCAGGGACCCCGGGCCCUUUGACUCACCUGAGUCUGCAAGACAGCUCAGAGGCGCGGCUGCAGAGCGGGGCAGACGGGCGGGGCCUGGCGGGCAGCUGGAGCAGGUCACCCCCCGAGCAGGCCACCAUGCUGCAGGAAGGCGUGCGCAGGUGCCUGCAGCGGCAGUGUGAGCAGACGGUGCGGAUCCUGCACGCCAAGGUGGCGCAGAAGUCCUACGGAAAUGAGAAGCGGUUCUUCUGCCCUCCGCCCUGCGUCUACCUUGCCGGCCCCGGCUGGAGGGUGAAGCCCGGCCAGGGCCAAGCCCACCAGGCCGCGGAGCCCGGGACCACGGUCUGCGGCUACAUGGGGCUGGACGGCGCGCCCGGCAGCGCGGCCGAGACGCAGAGGCUGAGCUUCGAGGAGCAGCCGGACUCCAGGGAGUUCGGCUGCGCCAAGACCCUGUACAUCUCUGACGCGGACAAGAGGAAGCACUUCCGGCUGGUGCUGCGGCUGGUGCUGCCAGGGGGCCGGGAGCUGGGCACCUUCCACAGCCGCCUCAUCAAGGUCAUCUCCAAGCCCUCGCAGAAGAAGCAGUCGCUGAAAAACACCGACCUGUGCAUCUCCUCGGGUUCAAGGGUUUCCCUCUUCAACCGCCUGCGCUCCCAGACGGUGUCCACGCGCUACCUCUCCGUGGAGAACGGGGCCUUUGUGGCCAGCGCGAGACAGUGGGCUGCCUUCACGCUGCACCUGGCUGAUGAGCACUGCUCCCAAGGAGACUUCCCUCCCCGAGAGGGCUACGUGCGCUACGGCUCUCUGGUGCAGCUCGUCUGCACGCUCACCGGCAUCACGCUGCCGCCCAUGAUCAUUCGCAAAGUAGCCAAGCAGUGUGCGCUCCUGGACGUGGAUGAGCCCAUCUCGCAGCUGCACAAGUGUGCCUUCCAGUUUCCGGGCGGUCCCCCAGGAGGGGGCGGCACCUACCUGUGCCUGGCCACGGAGAAAGUGGUGCAGUUCCAGGCGUCCGCCUGCCCCAAGGAGGCCAACAAGACGCUGCUGAACGACAGCUCGUGCUGGACCAUCAUCGGCACCGAGUCGGUGCAGUUCUCUUUCAACAGCAGCCUGGCGUGCACGCGGGAGCCCGUCACCCCCGUGCCGCUCGUCAGCACCCUCGAGCUCAGCGGCGGGGGCGACGUGGCCACGCUGGAGCUCCACGGAGAGAACUUCCACGCGGGGCUCAAGGUGUGGUUCGGGGACGUGGAGGCGGAGACCAUGUACAGGAGCCCGCGGUCCCUGAUGUGCGUAGUGCCGGACGUGGCGGCCUUCGGCAGCGACUGGCGCUGGCUGCGCACGCCCAUCACCGUGCCCGUGAGCCUGGUGCGCUCCGACGGGCUCUUCUACCCGAGCGCCUUCUCCUUCACCUACACCCCGGAAUACAGCGGGAGGCCCGAUUCGCCGCGCGCCCCCGAGCCCGCCGCGGACGCCGACGCGCUGCUCGAGAGCAUCCACCACGAGUUCACGCGCACCAACUUCCACCUCUUCAUCCAGACCUAGGGCGCCCCGCGUCCGCUUCCGUGCGGGAGGGCGGGACGAGGCCCGCGGCAGACACCCACCCGGCCUCCCGCCUCAUCCGCGCGCUCAGCCCUCCAGGGAGACACAGCCUUCCUGCUCUCUUUGCAAGGUGCAGCCCGGUGGCUUUGCCCCUUGGAGCUUUGGCUCCUAGGCCCGUGUGCCCGCCUCUCCAUGGUCCUCUCCGGAUCACUUGUGUCCCUGUGGCUCCUCCCCCUCUCUCCCUCCCCUGGGCUCUCCUUGCGUCUAACACACCGUGUCACGCUCUGAGGAGCUCCCCCCGUGUCUCCUCUGAAAAAAGAAUGCGUGGCUUUGCACACGCAGGCAUGGGACAUGGGGCCUCGAGACCCUGUCUGCGUGUCCGGGAGCGCCCAGUGAGGCUCAGACUUGAACGUGGACUGCACCUGCAGCACCUGGAGGACUGUGUCUCUCCAGCUCUGUCCUGGAACACAGUCCCACCUGCAGCACCAGGUCGCAUCUGGAACUCGGAACCCCUCUUGCAUCACCGGGUCCUACCCUGGAACACAAGGACCUGCCCCUUCCUGUUUGCCUGCUGCCUGGAGCCAGCCACAGUCCCCUUGCCAGUGUUUGCUCCCUGGCCUACAGCUUUGUGGCUGGGCAGGUUCCUGUGCUAUACUGAAUCAAACAGAAUCUGAACUGUGUGCCCCCCACAAGGAAGGGGGUGCCCCAGUAGACACCAUCCGCCCACAGAUGCAGAGAGCACAAGUCUUAGGGAGCACAGGACCUGCCUUGUUGACUCUUUCGAGAGGAGUGGGGUUCAGGGUUGGCUGGUAUCUCUGAGGCCACAGUCCUGUCCUGGGGUCACCUUGCAGCUCUGCGGGUGAGCUACCCUACUGCCCUCACCCCUAGCAAGGGUGCACCCAAGGCCCAGAGGCAUGCGGCACAGAACCAGCUUGCCCGGGACAACGCUGGGCAGAAGUCCCAGAUCACCUGGGCGGUAACACAGCUGAGAGAGGGGGCUUCUCUCCAUGGGCCUAGGGGCCAAAUCACAACCCUGCCUUGACCACUCUGCCCCGUCUGUGCUUGAUGCGAAAGAGAGCAGGGAAAGCCAGCAGGGUCCCGGCUUGGGGCUACGGGGACAAGGACAGAGGCAUCGUGGAUGCCCAGCCUCCAGGGGUGCCCAGUAGUCUGAAGUGCGGGGUCUAGCCCCCUGGGCCUUCCUUGACCUUCUGAGGAAGAGCUCAUUUCCUGUAGAACAUCUGCCCCAGAGCACGGGAAGUCCCCUGAAAAAGAAGCAGCUGACAUUUCCAGAAAGGAGGAAAUGGGGUUUGCGCUUUAGACUCCCCAAAGUCUAAGUUCCGUCAUCAGCCAUCAGCAGGCUGAAACCCACACGGCCAACGCCUCACCUUGUGUGAUUGCUGGAGAAGGGUGGAGCCCAGCUGAGAAACUCAGGGAGCAAGUUGGGUGGGAAAUGCCCUGAAAUGAGUGCCCGCCUCCGGAGAGUCUGAUUCGGGAACAAGGAGGAACUUCGACGCAAGGACAGGAGAUGACGCAGUCAAGUGCAGGGCCCUUCUGAGCAUAAGUGCCACAUCUAAGAAGCCAGCUGCCGUCUCACAUGCUGGCUCCGGGAACCGUGUGGCCACCCAGCUUGGACCAAAGGGCUCUAUGUCCCCCUAGGCUGAGUUUCGUGGGGAAAGCGGUUCUCAUCUCCGUGUGUCCUAGAGGGUGCAUUCGCUGUGCCCUGCGCUGGAGUUGGUGCUCAAUAAAUAACAUUGUGUUGGCAGA